AAAAGCAGCCCUUACACGUGACAAUAUUAUUGUCAAUCCAAAGUAUUGUCAAUACCGUCAAUCCAAUUGACUUGGUAACUGGAGUCCGCAUUUUUCGAGAAAAUCAAGCGUUUGGAGCUUCAAAUAUUGCAAAUGAAUAUUAAAAUAUAGAGAUAAGAGAUUAUUGCACAUAUUUAACAGUUUCUCUCUGGAGAGAAAGUAUUGUUGGAUUGAUGAGCAGUUUUGAUUUUUUUGACAAUAUUUUCGUCAAUCCAAUGAAGUUUCCAUUACACGAUCAAAAGUAUUGUCAAUACUCCUUGUAUUGACAAUAAUAUUGUCUCGUGUAAGGGCAGCUAAACAGUUUGUACUGACAGUUACAGGCUCUCAUUCAGUUGUGCUGUUGAAAGUAUUGCUUGUUUUAUUAAUUCGGUUGCAGUAUUUGAACCUAUAGUUUUAUACACUUUUGUCUUUAUUAUGAAAUGGAGGAAUCAGUAAAGAAUCUCGACAUUUUAAAACGGGUUAGUGGCGUAGAAGUUAGCCGUCUGUGGCUACUCCAUGAUGAAUCUUUCAAGGAUUUCUUCAAUUGGUUUGGCCAAUCCGUCGAUGAAGACAAUUUAAUAACAGACAGCCUUUUAAGAGAAUAUACUAAUUUGGAGAAAACUGGUUGUGUUCUUACGGACGAGGAAAUAUUGACGGAAUUGGAGAUUCUGGAGCAGGAUUAUCCCAAUAUUUUAGAGUAUAAAAAUAGCGACGUGGAAGAUUACGAAGAACAAUUGGAGCAAUUGGUGGCAAUCGAGGAGCAGUACGAAAAACUGCUAGCCGAUGCCAAGAAAAGUGAAAACGCUCUAACUAGGGAACUUUCCGAACUGGAAUUGAAAAUAAUCGAUACUGAUUUCAAUUACGGAAAGGUUGCUGCUGAAUGCAACGAGAAGGCUAUAUUUCUACAAGAUAUUCAGACCGACACACAGCAACAAAUUUUCGAGAUGCAUCAGUGCUACAUUCAAACCCAAAAUCCACCUUUGUUCAUCUAUCAGCUACCGAUUGAACAGUUCAACAUGAAAUGUGAUCAGUUUCUCAAGUAUCUGGAAAUGUAUAUUAGGAAGCACUUUUCUGUUCGUAAGUCGAACGAUUUUGAGCACGACUCUGAUCAGGACCAUCGGGAUAUUAUUGUGCAGUUGGAAAGCAUAAAGUCUCGACUUGAUUUAGGUGAAAUGGAACUACUCGAGGUGAAGAAGGAGUACCACGGGUUAAAGAAAAUGAUGGAACGUAUCCACGAUCUCUGCUGGCAGCCGAUGAAAAUUUCUUCCAUGAGGAAACUUUGUGCUGAAUUGACUAGCACAAACGAACAGGACCGGUUACGCAUUGAUGUAUUAAAACAAGAGUUAGAAAUGUACAUUCGACAGUUGAACGAGCUACGAAUUGAAGGCAUUCUAUAUGAAAACAGUAAACUGAAAAUGGAUCGUGCCGUUAGUCGAUUGGAGUACAUCAGGAAAUUGGCAGCCAUUAUUUCAAGCGCUCUUAUGAAUGCAGAAAUGCUGUGGAUUUUUAUGCAGCUUGAUUUGGAAAAAAUCAAAAAUAAAUUUGACAACAGCGAUGAUCUGAACGCGGAGACUCAGCGUUGUUUGAAGCGAAUAGAAACCUUCAAAGCAGUCGACCGCAACAACGCUCAGGAAGAAGCCUACGAUGAGUUUGUGGGACAGUUUUCAUCGCUAUUAGGAUCGAUCAAUUUGAAUCAUUCGGCAAGAGAUCGUUCGAUUAGCUUGAAAAAUUGUAUCCAAGACUUUGCAGACUAUCAGAAUCGGGUCUUUAAAAACGUUCAUUCGGUCGUCAAUGGAAAGUACUACAAGACAAUGGAGGAAACUAUUUCCGAAUUGAAUCAACAUGAGAAAUUGCUUAGAAGAUAUGUAUACGAUGGGCCGGUUAAUGGGCCACAGUUUUUCGACCAGGAGUACCAGGAAAGAAUACAACGAUUGAAUUUUGAAAUCAAUCAAAUCGAGAAGGAGCUAAAGGUGUUGAAAAAUGAUUAUCAGCAGAACAUCAACGAACCGAAGAAUAAUGACAAAUACUGGCGCUACAAGCAGAACCUGUGGGUGUGGUUUUUGACCGAACCGAAGAAGGUGGCAAUUGCCAUAAAGGAAGUCACGGCUGCAGCCUCGCAGAUGGCAGCCUACAAAAGCAUAUCCGGUAUCAAGUGUAAGUCCAUGGCCGAUGAGAUGAAGUACUGACCGGUGCCGGGGUUUGUGCGAGUGUGACACUUCGUCAAGAACAUAAAAUAAAUUCUUUCACGUA
Malaya genurostris is the source of this 2268-nucleotide messenger RNA. RefSeq names its product augmin complex subunit dgt3 (gene dgt3). The transcript has 7 exons. The record is from RefSeq and is a predicted model, not a curated record. NCBI's taxonomy places the organism in Eukaryota, Metazoa, Arthropoda, Insecta, Diptera, Culicidae. Bases 459 to 2204 code for a protein of 581 amino acids.